Messenger RNA from Danio rerio (zebrafish), 1617 nucleotides. RefSeq names its product capping protein (actin filament), gelsolin-like b (gene capgb). The record is from RefSeq and is marked validated. Lineage: Eukaryota; Metazoa; Chordata; Actinopteri; Cypriniformes; Danionidae. Gene Ontology annotation, molecular function: actin filament binding. Gene Ontology annotation, cellular component: cytoplasm; lamellipodium; melanosome.
UUUGUACAUUUGCCUCUCUUCAACAAAUUCUCUCUUCCUUUCCUUCUUGAAACUUUGCAGAGUUCUUCAACUUCAACUUCAUCAGCAAGAAUGCAACCAUUUCAGGCGGCUCCAGGACAGUUUGGCGAUGAGGUUCGUCAGCCAGGACUUUAUUGCUGGAGAGUGGAGAAAAUGAAGGCUGUUCCUCUGAAUCAAGCUGAAGUGGGGGCUUUCUUCAACGGAGACUCAUACCUGGUGCUGGAUAACAGGGGAGAUCAGGGAGCAGACCUACACAUGUGGAUCGGAGAGAAAUCGUCGCGUGACGAGCAGGUGGCUUGCGCCAUGUUGGCCACACAACUGGAUAAUUUCCUGGGUGGAGAUCCAGUCCAGCACAGGCAGGUUCAGGGUUACGAGUCUCCAGAAUUCAUGAAACUCUUCCCUCGAGGAGUCAGUUAUAAGGAGGGAGGAGUGGAGUCUGGCUUCAGAAGAGCGCAGUCUGGACCUGGACCUGUUCAGAGGUUAUACCAAAUCAAAGGGAAACGCAACAUCAGGGCAAAGGAAGUAGAUUUGAGCUGGCAGAGUUUUAACAAGGGCGACUGCUUCAUACUUGAUCUGGGCGAGACGAUUGUGUCAUGGAUUGGAUCUCAGGCAAACAUCUUCGAGAAGCAGAAGGUGAGAGAGAUCGCCUCUCUCAUCAGAGAUACAGACAGACACGGCAAAGCUCAGAUCACCAAUGUUAAUGAGGGAGAGGAGACACAGGAAAUGCUGAAGGUUCUUGGUCCAGUGCCAGAGCUGAAAGAAAGCACUCCAGAGGAGGACAGCAAAGCAGAUGCAUCAAAUUCAGCCUCCCUUUACAAGGUUUCAGAUGCCACAGGGUCAAUGAAGUUGACCAAGGUGUCAGAGAAAAGUCCAUUUGCCAAGGACUUGCUGGUGCGUGAUGACUGCUUUAUCCUGGACAAUGGGGCCAACGGAAAAAUCUUUGUUUGGAAAGGAAGUGGAGCCAACGCAGAAGAGAAGAGGGUUGCUUUAAAAAUGGCAGAUGACUUCAUCCAGCAAAUGAAUUACCCAAAGAUGAAAACACAGGUGGAGAUUUUACCACAGGGCAGAGAAACUGUUAUCUUUAAACAGUUUUUCCAAAGCUGGAAUUAAACCUCAUUUCACUGCAUGAUCAGAUAAUAAACUGCACUCAACCAGUUGUCAAAAAACUGUAAUUUACUUCAAUAAGGCCAUUGAUAUAUUGCGUAAUAAACAAAUGUACAGUUGUAAAACAAAUCAUUCAUGGAGGUUUGCAGUAAUAAUGGAUAUGAGUAAGAGAGGCUUUACUAUUUGUUUGGUACCGCGUUUGUACGGCUUUUAGAGGGUGUUUAUAUUGGUCAAUGCUAAUUUUAAAGAGCUUUUAAUAAUAAUUUCCCCCUUUUUUGAUUGAGAGGGUCAAAUCUACUGUUAUGUUGCAGGCUUAAUGAACGCAAACCCUUGAGUAGAUGCCAUUUCUACUUAAAAACAGAAUAAUGUAACCACUUUCAAGCCAAUUUACUAUUUCACAAUCUCUGUGAAAUGGCUUUUUUUCUCAUUUUGUACUCAUUUUGUGUAUGUAACUGCAGCAUGGAAAUUAAAAUGCAAAUGCAACAACAGCAAAAA